AUGAUAUGGAAUCAACCGGAAUUUGACUUCGUUUAUUUUCUUUCUAGAUCGAUAAAGAGCCACAUAUCUAUCUAUCUAUCUAUCUAUCUAUCUAUCUAUCUAUCUAUCUGUGUGAUUGUACUUAAUUACAAAGGCGGGUAUAGCACACCUGUCUGUUUUUCCGCGCCCAUGUGCCGCAUAGACGGACAAGCACAUCGGAAACAGGCUGCGACAAACACCCGCAUUUUCAUACUACAUCUUCUCCUUUCCCCACUCAUCUCGUCUUUUCACUCGCCGCUGCAGCGUAUUAAUCCUGGUCGAUCUUUGAUGAUGAGAUUAAGCCAGAUUUAUCCAUUAAUUCAUUCGCCUUUCUAUUUGUCUGUCACUUCGUCAGAUCGACCGACCGUUAACUGUAGGACGGACGGACCGAUCGAUCGACAACGACACUCUCACAGACGCAUUCACGGCCUGCCAACGUUUGUCUUCGGUGCUUUUGCCAUUCAGAAAAUAUCUGUCUUUAUUACCACAGACAUCAGGGUAUACCUGGUCUCUUCGAUCAUAAGUGAAAUUCGUAGGAAACGCCAAACAAUAAAUAUUUCAUCUUCUUCUUCUUCUUCUUCUUCUUCUUCUUCUUCUUCUUCUUCUUCUUCUUCUUCUCCUACAUACUCCUCCUCCCCUCCUCAUUCUUUCUCCUAUUCUUUUCCUGCUCCAAUUCUUCCUCCUCUUCUUUUUUCCUUUCCUCCCCCUCCUCUUCUUAUUCCUCUUCCUCCUCCCCUCUUCUUCUUCUUCAUCCUCCUCCCUUCCUCUUAUUCUUCUUCCUCCUCCUCUUCUUCUUCCUCCAUUUUCUACUUCACUUCUUAUUCCUUUUCCUCCUCCUCUUCCUCUUCUUAUGCCUCUUCCCUCCUCCUCCUCUUCUUAUUACACUUUCUCCUCCUCUUCUUCUCCUUCUUCCUCCCCUCCUCUUCUUAUUCCUCUUCCUCCUCCCCUCUUCAUCUUCUUCUUCCUCCCCUUCCUCUUACUCUUCCUCCUCCUCUUCUUCUUCCUCCAUUUUCUACUUUACUUCUUAUUCCUUUUCCUCCUCCUCCUCCUCUUCUUAUCCCUCUUCCCUCCUCCUCCUCUUCUUAUUACUCUUUCUCCUCCCCUCUUCUUCUCCUUCUUCCUCCUCCUCCUCUUCUUAUUCCUCUUCCUCCACCCCUUUUAUUCUUCUUCCUCCUCCUCCUCCCUCCUCUUCUUCUUCCUCCUUUUUCUACUUCACUUCUUAUUCCUUUUCCUCCUCCUUCUCCUCUUCUUAUGCCUCUUCCCUCCUCCUCCUCUUCAUAUUACUCUUUCUCCUCCCCUCUUCUUCUCCUUCUUCCUCCUCCUCUUCUUUCUUUUCUUCUUCCUCCUCUACAUCUUCUUCCCACUUUUACGUCGACGAGAGUCGAACAAGUGAAUCAAAAGCAGCUGCUGUCGGCGCGGAACAAAAGUUACCCGACUCACACCGAUCUUUGCCUUGGCCGCUCCUUCAUCCUUAGAGAUGCCGCCGCCGCUGCUGCUGCCACCACCGCUGAUAUUCGAUGUUCAUUGCGGAAGUGGAACGGCAAACGGCAAUCGACUUGA
Molecule: messenger RNA, 1578 nt
Organism: Acanthosepion pharaonis
Lineage: Eukaryota; Metazoa; Mollusca; Cephalopoda; Sepiida; Sepiidae
Source: the annotation of a GenBank genome assembly